Messenger RNA from Aspergillus steynii IBT 23096, 4025 nucleotides. Its product is annotated as putative 5-oxoprolinase. Gene Ontology annotation, molecular function: 5-oxoprolinase (ATP-hydrolyzing) activity. The transcript is spliced from 8 exons. Gene Ontology annotation, cellular component: cytosol. Lineage: Eukaryota; Fungi; Ascomycota; Eurotiomycetes; Eurotiales; Aspergillaceae. Bases 36 to 3989 code for a protein of 1317 amino acids. Gene Ontology annotation, biological process: glutathione metabolic process. The record is from RefSeq and is a predicted model, not a curated record.
AAUCAUGUCGCCGCACGUUGUCGAUACCAAGGUUGAUGGGCUUAAGAUCAGACACCGUUACCAUAGAUCGAGGCGGGACCUUCACAGAUUGCCUGGGAAUCGUUGACGGUCGCGAAGAUGAUGUUGUUGUCAAGCUGUUGUCACAGGAUCCCUCAAACUACGAUGACGCGCCAAUCGAAGGCAUUCGUCGCAUUCUCGAAAAGGCGACUGGAAAGAGCUUCCCGCGCAACGAAAAGCUCGACACCACCACACUGGAUACCCUGAGCAUUCGUAUGGGCACGACUGUGGCAACCAAUGCGCUGCUUGAGCGAAAAGGGGAGAGGGUCGCAUUGCUAGUAACGAAGGGGUUCAAAGACGCGCUUGAAAUUGGCACACAGUCGAGGCCAAAACUAUUCGAUCUCAACAUUCGACGACCAGACGUAUUAUAUGACGAGGUAGUUGAGGUUAAUGAGCGCGUGACAAUUGAAGACUAUCAACAAAAUCCGACUCCAAAUCGCGAGCAGUUGCUGACCUCCCUGGAACGCGAUCCUGAUUUAAUCAAGGGUGUGAGCGGCGAGACGCUACGCAUCCUUACAGGACUCGACAAGGAGUCGAUUCGUCACGAUCUCCAAUCAUUGUACGAUCGGGGAUUUAGAUCAAUUGCGGUGGUGCUAGUUCACUCUUACACCUUCCAAGAGCAUGAACUCGAGAUCGAAAGGAUAGCGACAGAUAUAGGCUUCUCGCACAUUUCCCUAUCUAGUCAGCUACUGCCUAUGAUUAAAAUGACAUCACGCGGAGCUUCAGCCACAGCGGACGCCUAUCUUACGCCGGUAAUUAAGCGGUACAUCGAGGGCUUUCGGUCGGGAUUCAAAGAUGGCUUGCGUUCGAGCGACACACGUUGCGAGUUUAUGCAGAGUGACGGGGGACUGGUUAAUUCCGAAAAAUUCUCCGGCUUGCGAGCCAUUUUGUCUGGACCUGCUGGGGGUGUCGUCGGACAUGCUCGGACAUCAUUUGAUGAAGCAGAGAGAACUCCCAUUAUUGGGUUCGACAUGGGAGGAACCAGCACGGACGUGUCGCGCUACGAUGGAAAGUUCGAGCACACAUUCGAAAAUACGACGGCCGGCGUUACCGUGAUGGCUCCGCAGCUCGACAUCAAUACCGUGGCUGCUGGAGGUGGAAGUAUUCUCUUCUGGCGGCAUGGCUUGUUUGCAGUUGGCCCCGAAUCCGCAGGUGCUCAUCCCGGGCCUGCAUGCUACCGAAAAGGAGGCCCACUUACCGUUACCGAUGCCAACUUAUUUCUCGGGCGCUUGCUGCCGGAAUAUUUUCCGAAGAUAUUUGGACCUAAAGAAAACGAGCCGUUGGAUGUCGAGACAACCCGGGAACAAUUUCGACAGCUGGCGAAGCAGAUUAACACGGAGACGGGGCUAUCCAAAUCUGCCGAAGAGAUCGCCUUGGGCUUCAUCGAAGUAGCGAAUGAAUCCAUGGCGAAGCCCAUUAGAGCGCUUACGGAAGCAAGAGGAUAUGAGACGUCUGCGCACAAUUUGGCCUGCUUUGGCGGGGCUGGUGGACAGCAUGCUUGUGCCAUCGCCUCGUCACUUAAUAUACAGACAGUGAUUAUUCACCGGUACUCUUCGAUUUUGUCCGCCUACGGCAUGGCUCUGGCGGAUGUGGUCCACGAAGCGCAAGAGCCUGCGUCUGGCUUCUUGGAUGCAGAUACUCUCAAUGAUAUCCGAAAGCGCAUAUUUAUACUGAAGGAAAAGGUUCGAAAAGAAUUACUUGCGGAUGACAUCCCCGAAGGCCAGAUUCAGUACGGGGUUUAUCUGAACUUGCGGUAUAAAGGUACCGAUAAUCUCCUGAUGAUCCUUGAUCCAGACGAUGGGGACUUCAUAGCCGCGUUCGUCCGCGAACAUCAACGCGAAUUCUCCUUUACUUUCCCCGGGAGACCCAUAGUGGUUGAAGACGUGCGUGUCCGUGGAGUGGGCAAGUCCCUCUCUGUCCCUCCAGAGUGCCCCCAGGAUGAGUUGAAAUCAUUGAAAACCAAACCUAUCGCCCCCCAAUGUCUGGACGAUUCUACCCGGGUCUAUUUCAGGGGGGUCGGACUGGUCGAUGCGCCUGUUUAUUUCCUGGACAGCUUGCAUCGAGGGACCCGAAUUCAAGGGCCAGCCAUGAUUAUCGACCAAACCCAGACCAUCGUUGUUGAGCCCUCAGCUACAGCAACAAUUUUGUCCCGCCAUGUCAUUUUAGAGAUUUCGACAAAGAGAAGAGAGGAAAUUGAUGAGUGUUCACUUGUUGUGGAUCCUAUUCGUCUGUCUGUCUUCGGAUAUCGAUUCAUGUCCGUAGCCGACCAGAUGAGUCGCAUGUUUCAGAAGACGUCGGUUUCAACCAACAUAAAGGAAAGACUGGACUUUUCCUGUGCUGUCUUCUCGCCUGAUGGCAAGCUUGUAGCUAAUGCACCGAACGUGCCUGUACACCUUGGCAGCAUGGAGUACGCGGUUCGCUAUCAACAUGAAAAUUACGCUUGUAAGCUUCGACCGGGCGAUCAUAUUUGCACUAAUCAUCCCUUGGCCGGUGGGACUCAUUUGCCCGAUAUCACUAUCAUCACCCCGGUUUGGGAUAAUAAUGGCGAAUCCAUUAUAUUCUACGUCGCCUCUCGCGGUCAUCAUGCUGAGAUUGGUGGGAUCCAGCCCGGAUCCAUGCCUUCCAAUAGUCGCAUGCUUUACGAAGAAGGUGCGAUGACGAUGGGAUUCAAGAUCGUUUCAGAAAAUCAAUUCGACGAGAAAACAGUCCGCAAAUUCCUUUACGAUGGCCCCGGCUCAUUCCCUGAAUGUAGCGGAACGCGCACAUGGAAUGACAACGUCUCCGACCUGAAAGCAGCAAUUGCCGCGAACCAGAAAGGAGCCCAUCUGCUUAAAGGUCUGGUAGAGGAUAGCUCCUUGGGUUUGGUCCAUUUCUAUAUGAACGCCAUCAAAGACAAUGCUGAAGUUGCCGUUCGACAAUACCUAAAGGAGGUGGGAAAGCGAAGUCAGGGCCAGAGUCUUAGGUUCUCUGACUUUAUGGAUGAUGGGACUAAGGUCUGCCUGGAGAUUCGCAUUGACCCCGAAACUGGCUCGGCCGACUUCGAUUUUACUGGAACCGGACAUGAGACGUUCAAUUGUCUGAAUGCCCCGAAGGCGAUUGCGCACUCUGCAAUAAUCUACUCCUUACGGUGUCUCAUAAACGUGGAUAUCCCGUUGAACCAAGGCUGUCUGGCACCUUGCCGUGUAAUCAUUCCAUCCGGUACAUUAUUGAACCCCUCGGGGACUGCGGCUGUCUGUGCUGGUAACCCCAUUACAUCGCAGCGAAUUACAGAUGUCGUUCUCGGAGCUUUCAAUGCUUGUGCGGCCUCACAGGGGUGCUGCAACAUUGUUUCUUUCGGCAUGGGAGGUCGUGACCGUGAUGGCAACGAGGUUCCAGGCUUCGGAGUGGGAGAGACGAUCUGCGGAGGGUCAGGAGCAGGUCCAAGUUGGCACGGAACUUCUGCAGUCCAUUGCCAUAUGACAAACACACGUAUUACAGACCCGGAAGUAUACGAACUGCGCUACCCAGUCAUUCUCCGGCAAUUCUCCAUUCGAAGGGGCUCCGGUGGUCGGGGACGGUUCCGUGGCGGCGAUGGUUCUAUUCGAGAGCUCGAAUUCCGCGUCCCUCUUUCAGUAUCGGUUCUGAGUGAGCGCCGGGGCUACCGGCCUUAUGGAAUGGCAGGCGGAGAAUCGGGACAGGCGGGCCUGAAUCUCUACAUUAAGAAAGAGCACGAUGGUUCCGAGAGGACGAUCAAUAUUGGAGGAAAGAUGGAGCUAAAUGUGCAACCAGGAGAAAGACUUAUUAUGCACACGCCGGGAGGUGGAGCGUGGGGAUCCGAUGAAACAAACGAUAUUUUGAAAGAAACCCUCGGAGCUGGAAACUCCUUGCACAGAGCGUUCAUUCCAUGCGGCAGUGUGAACGCGUUCACGGAGACUGCCGAAGCUGCCCAAUAGGUGCCGGGGGACCAGGAAAUUUUCGAUCGAGUGAAC